Molecule: messenger RNA, 3216 nt
Organism: Phalaenopsis equestris
Lineage: Eukaryota; Viridiplantae; Streptophyta; Magnoliopsida; Asparagales; Orchidaceae
Biological process (GO): regulation of DNA-templated transcription
Molecular function (GO): DNA binding
Source: RefSeq, a predicted model, not a curated record
CGGAGGCACCCGUUGAUGCCGAGCCCGGCGUCGAUCCUUUAUAACGCGCCACUAUCUUGUACAAAGCUUUGUAGCCGACUGUUCGAAUAUUUUCGGCCCUGCUUCAUUUCGCUCUUCUCGGACUUUCUUCCCCUCUACUGCUCUUUUCUGUGCUACGAAUGCCCUAAAACCCUAGUUACCUCUUCUCCCAAAGCCUUGUUAUGUCAUGGCUUUCCAAAAGGCCGGCGACAACCCGAACAUUCCUUCGCGAUUCGGCGAAAAGACCGCCAUGCAACUGCAGCACGAGACAAGGGCGGAUGAUCUCGAUGUAUUGCCGCUUUCGCAGAGGAAGAGGAUGCUCAUCCAUCCUGAUGUGCUCUCAAAGGGUCUGAACGUGAAGCAACUCAUUCCAAACUUCAGUAAGGAGUGGCCUGGUUUGCCUAGAGGCAUCCAAUUUGAUCCAUCAGAUGAAGACUUGCUUUGGCACUUCGGAAGAGGUGUGGCUAAGCGUCAUCCCUUUAUUAACGAGUUCAUAAUUUCCCUUGAUGAAGAUGAUGGAUUGGACAAUGUUCAUCCUCAAUUUCUACCUGGCGUUAAACAGGAUGGAAGCAAAUCAUACUUUUUCCAUAAAAAAGUUGAUAUGAACAGCGGUAGAAAGUUGAAAAGACAAAAGAAACAUGACAGCUCUUUUGAGAUCUACUGGCAUAGCGAUGGCAAAUUGAACCUAGUAUCUGUAGAUGGUAUUCACCAAGGGUUUAAGGAAGUGUCGACUCUCUAUAUGACCCCAGCGAAUGGUGGGAGCCAUGUAAGAACUCCUUGGGUAAUGCACCAGUAUCACAUUUGCAUAAAUGGAGCUGAGGAAGACAUGGUUGUUUCCAAAAUUUUUUAUGAGAUGAACUCUAAGCCGGACAUUCAAGAUUCACGAACAGAUUCUUUGGAUGGUUUUGUUGCAGAAGUGGUUGCUGUAGCUGCUCCUUUCCAAGCGGCGCCUGAAUCUUUUGAGAGUUUACACGUUGAAUCUGUUUCUGUGGAGGCAUCAAUUCAGGUAGAGGACCGCUGCAUCGGAAGUGAAACAAAUGUUAAACAUGAGGGAUAUUUAAAAUCGGACAGCUUUCAAACAUAUUUUCCCACUGCAAACUCUGAAAUCAAUGUUAAGGAUGAAAAGGACCCUGUGGCGGGGAAAAGAAAUGAUGAUUCUUUGUCUAAUUUCAGUGAUUUUGGAAUCAACAUAAAUAACUCCAAUUAUGAUGAAGUGAUAGAUGAUGAUGCAAAUUUUAAUGAUGCACUUUUGUCUAUGGAAAAGCCAUGUACAGAAAGAGCUCCUGACAAUGUUUGUCAGAAAAAUGUCGUUGAUGAAACAUAUAGAACUAGAUCUGGUGAAAUCGAUAAAACGGGCAUUUGUUCGUUUUCAGGCUAUAAAUCAAGGGAAAAAUUCGAAGAAGAUUCCAAAUGCUUAGAUCAACCACAUGCUUCGCUGAAUAAAAUCUCAAGUGCCGAGCAUGGCAUUGCUAGGGAGGAUACUGUUAAUGAUCUAUUUAUUUUAGGCUUGCCCGCUUACAACUUAAAAGGAAAACCUUCCAAAAAAACUUACCCAGAAAUUGCUUUUGAAAAGAAUUCCAGUAAUUGGGUAAAUAUUUCAUCCCAAUCAGCUUUUCCUAUCAAGAUAGAACCCAAAUCUUUUGAAGAAGAAGCUGAAAUUGGUUUUGCAUCUGCUCUUAUUAGGUCAACUGCCUCAGCUUCAUCAGGUUUGCUUACUAAGGUGAAAACCGAAUCUAUUGAGGGAGCUGAUGCAAGCAAUAUGCUGAGAUUAUUUAGUACUAAGUUAUCUGGUUUGGGUGAACAGCUUUCAGAGACUAAUUGUUUGAUCAAUCAGCAUCCUGAAAAAGAUGAUGACGUUCGUGAUGAUUUCUUGAUAAGCAACAGGAAUUUACAAGUUAGACUGGAUAGUGAAUGUUAUCCGGAAAUUAAUGUUCAUGCUGAAGAGCCAAAAUCCAUUUCUGUUUUAUCGAGUAGUUUGCUCAGUGUUAAAUCUGAGCCUGUGGGGAGCAAACUUCUGACUGAUUUGCAAAUUUAUUCUUGCAACACCAGAGAACAUGUCUCCUUGAUGUUUGAGGAUAAAACAGAGCUUUAUAGUGACUCCGCACCAGACAUUAUAGAUCACGUUCCAUUGAAAUGUAGGUUGGGCCUCUUUGUUUCUGAGGGUGAUGUUAAUGUCAAAAGUUGGAAUUUCUCAGAAGAAGUUGCUCUUGGUUCUGUAAAUACUAAAGAGUUCCUAUCCUCUAGUAGAAGGAAAAGGAGGAGAACUGCAACGAAUUCGGUGGAAAAGGCUAUGGAAGAAGAUGCUCCUGGACUCCUAAAGGCAUUACUUGAUAGAGGCAUACAAGUUGAGGAAAUUAAACUUUAUGGGGAUCUGGAAGAUAUUGAUCCACUUGAAACCUUUUCUUCUGAAGGCAGUUUUGAAGAACUAGAAACUGUGAUGUCUAAGUUAUUUUGGGAGCGUUCCUCUCUUUUGAAGCUUACUUCGGCAAGACCUAUGAAGGGAGAAAAAGCUAUUUAUUGCUUGGCUUGCUUGAUUUCACUUAUUGAACAGACUCGCUAUCUGCGCUUUCGUCAAACUCCUAUUGACUGGGGAUGGUGUAGGGAGCUGCAGUCUUUUAUUUUUGUUUUUCAUGCACACAACAGAAUUGCUUUGGAACGUCCAGAAUAUGGUUAUGCUACCUAUUUCUUUGAGCUUGUGGACUCUUUGCCCAUUGACUGGCAGGUCAAGCGUUUAACGAAGGCAAUGAAGCUCACAAGCAGCAGGACAAUUCUGCUUGAGAACAAACCAUUAAUUGUGGGAGAAGAUCUGUCAGAAGGAGAGGCCCGUGUUAUGGAAGCGUAUGGUUGGACGCGGAAUACUGGGUUUGGAACCAUGCUCAACUACGUUGACAGAGUCGUGCACGACAAGAAAAAUUUGACGUACUGCUCGGAAUGGAGGGCUAAGAUUGGAAAGAUGCUAAUGAACGGCUAUGAUGGUGGCCGCAUGGUGCUGCCCAAUAUCCCUGACAAGGUCGUAGAAUAUUUGGGGAGUCGGAGUUCAGGAAUCAAGAUGGAGCUCUGAACAUUCAACACCCGAUUAUGUAAAUUCACCCAUGCAAUAGAUAGAUUUUUUUUUUUUUUUUUUUUUUUUUUUUUGCGUUUCUAAUAAUGGUGCAUGAAUAUCUUAAUAUUAUUGAAGGUAUCUGGCUGUGCAUUUCC